AUGAACUGUAUUCUUGUACUUGUACUUGUACUCUCCUUUUUUGGAGUGAUCUCGUGUGGAAUCUGGCCUGGACAUAUUCAGUCAGCUGCUGCCACUGGGAGGCUCCUUUGCCAGGGUCGGCCCAUUCCGGGAGUUCUUGUGAAAAUGAAGGAUUGGGAUCUUUUGGAUCCUGACGAUAAGAUGGACCAAACAAACAGCGAUUUUCGCGGGGUGUUCCUGUUGCGUGGAUGGACGAAAGAAUGGUCGAAUAUCGAGCCUUAUGUCUCGAUUUAUCAUAAGUGCAACUACAAUGGGUGGUGUUCCCGGAAAUUGUCGAUCGAUUUGCCCGAGCAAGCCGUCACUCAUGGAUCGACGACCCCGGCGGGAAUCUUUGAUCUCGGAAUUAUCGAACUUUCAACCACUUGGGACAAGGAAAGCUAUGAUUGUAUUCAU
Molecule: messenger RNA, 432 nt
Organism: Mesorhabditis belari
Lineage: Eukaryota; Metazoa; Nematoda; Chromadorea; Rhabditida; Rhabditidae
Source: the annotation of a GenBank genome assembly